Molecule: messenger RNA, 1365 nt
Organism: Phytomonas sp. Hart1
Lineage: Eukaryota; Euglenozoa; Kinetoplastea; Trypanosomatida; Trypanosomatidae
Source: the annotation of a GenBank genome assembly
AUGGAGCGCGCGAAGUCGCGCGACGACGUCAAACCCGCCUUGGAUCACUGGCGCCACGUCGAGAAGAUAGCCCAGAUGUCCGCCACGGAUAAGGUUUACCGGCCAUGUGGUCGGCUUGUGGAGGUAGACUGCAAUAAGUUGGACAAGGAUGCCGCGAGUGAAGCGAUCAUCUCGGCCUUAGAGAACUUUAUUAGAGAUCCAAAUCGAAACAAGGUGCAGUUGCCUCCGUUUUCACUGCCAAACGUGACUGUGCCUCUCCCCUUGAUUCCCAAGCACAACGUUUUUGAGCAACUCAAGAAGGAUAUUCACAUGAUUAUUGAGAAUCCGACAAACCGAACGGACACCCCACCGCUUUCCACGAUAGGUGGCUAUGUAGACCUCAACUUAUUCCAAAACUGCCGUAAAAAUAAUCGGUCCGUCGCGCGCUUUAUGAAUGUGACUCUGAAAGUAGAUGGACAGCGCUUUUUGGUGGUCAGGCAUCGGGAGUACGGGUUUCUGGGCUUUCCUUUUAUUUUUAAUUUCUGUCUUGAUUUUAAUAGCCUCUUCGCUAAAGCUGACCUUUUGUCUGACACGAAACUAGAUAAACCUUUAGAUGUUAUCCUCGACACUGAGCUGCAAACAGAUUGCAUGGGUAAGACGAUGCUUCACAUUAUAGACUUUGUAUAUUUCCACGGAUACCAAGCAAAAUUGCUUUCCUUCUUGGAGCGAUACAGAAUGCUCAGAGAAUGGAUUCCAACGUCCUACCACUAUCCCGAGUGCUUGAGCAAUCCACAAAACUUUUGCCUUAAGCUGUAUGUGCCCAUUAACAAAUUGUAUACUAUUCUGAAUCGACUUGAGGAUGCGCCCUUUGCUGUGGACGGCAUCGUUUUUCAACAUAAUGAAAUUUAUCGAUUGGGGAUGGAUCGAUACAUGCUAAAGUGGAAACCCCAAGAACUGUGUACGGCGGAUUUUCGUCUUGAUAAGGGGGAAAGGUCUGUGGACGAAAAGACCUGGACAUUCAAGCUCUACGUGAUUGAUUACAGUUCAAAUAACCGUAGCGCUUGGCAGGAAGUGCCUUUUCCAGGCGCUAUAGGUGUUUUCACGGUAGAGGAAGUGUUGGAAAAGGGGUUGAGUGAAGGUAAAAUUGUCGAACUUUUUCUGCAUAAAAUUGAAACUGAUAAAUUUGUAACUUAUGACUCGAAAUCUAUGCACUGUACAGUGUGGAGUUUCCAUCGCGUUCGAGAAGAUAAACCAGGUCCCAACAAACUUACAACGGUGAAGCAGAUUGUUGAGCUUUCGCAUCUUACGUAUGCGGAUCUUCUCCGCGAAACUCGUUCAGUGCGUUACGUGGAACCGUUGAAAAUUAUUCAUACCAAGAAGGAUUAA